AUGGCCUCGCAACAUAUACACUGCCGAGAGCCUCGACAUCAUCCAGAUCUUGGGGCGCGAAUUCAAGAAUGGUUCACAGCACCUGCCCAAGGCAACUUCAGUCCUGGCCUGCCAGUGAUGAUGUUGCUUCCUCUGGCUGGGGCUGCAAAGCUCUUUCACUCGAACCCGACUAUCAUCUUAGUAGUCAACAUCGUCGCGAUCAUAUUUCUGUCAGAGACUAUCUCGGUCUCGAGUGAUGAACUCGCGGAGCAUCUGGGGGAGCUGCAGGGUGCAUUGCUCAGUGCCACCUUUGGAAAUACCGUCGAGCUAACGGCGGGGAUUCUGGCUUUGGUCCAUGGCGAAAUCCAAUUUGCGCAAUCAGUCAUGGUUGGGAGCAUUCUGUCGGAUAUUUUGCUCGUUUUUGGCGUCUGUCUGAUCACGGCGAGUUACAAGAAAGAUGUGCUCCAUUUCAACGGCGCCCUGGCCAAGACCCUUUCUUCGUUGAUGAUGAUCACAGCAGUGGCAAUCCUCCUCCCAACUGCUCUAUACUCCACCUUCCCAGUGUCUGAGAUUGAUGAUCGAGUCCUUUCAUUCUCACGGGGUACGGCGGUAGUCUUGCUCGCCCUAUACGGAGGCUAUCUCUACUUCUAUCUCGGAACGCACAAGCAUCUCUUCAUCUCAACUGACAGCGAAGCCAGCGAUGACGAGGACGACGCAAAGCCCGAGCCGAAGCCACCAGCAACUCUCGCUUCAUCGAUUAUCCGGCUCACGACAGCUGUUGCAGCGACAGUAUUCUGCACAGAGCUGCUUAUCGAGAGCACAGAGGACAUGGCACAGACGCUCGGUGUGUCAGAGGUCUUCAUUGCGAUUGUCUUCAUUCCAAUUGCGAGCAACAGUACCGAGGGUGUGACCGUGGCCGCAUCGUCCAAGUCGGGAGACACCGACUCUGCAAUUCGGGUGAUCAUCGACAGUCUUCUCCAGAUUGGCCUGUUUGCCAUUCCGUUUUUGGUUGUUGUCGGAUGGUGCAUUGGACAGCCCAUGACGCUCUUUUUUGACUCGCUCCAGACAGUCUCUAUGUUUUUGUCCAUUCUGGUCGUCAAUCAUCUUCUGAGAGAUGGCCAAUAUGCAUACAUUCAUGGUGCCAUGCUCCUUGCCUUGUAUUCUGGCCUGAUUGCUGCAUUCUACACGCGCUAG
Messenger RNA from Penicillium olsonii, 1173 nucleotides. The record is from the annotation of a GenBank genome assembly. Lineage: Eukaryota; Fungi; Ascomycota; Eurotiomycetes; Eurotiales; Aspergillaceae.